AUGGCUUAUAUACAAAGAGGUCCCGUUGCUGUUUUCUUAGUGUUGUUGGCUUUAGGCGUGUGUUCUGCUAGAAGGGCUCUGCUCAAUUUUGAUGCUGGAGGUGGCUAUGGUUUAGGCCAUGGCAUUGUUGGUGGAGGUGGUGGAGGAGGAUCGGGUGGUAGUGGCGGAUAUGGAGGAGGAGGAGGAGGAAGUGGAGGUGGUGGGGGAGGAGGAGUUGGAUAUGGAGGUGAGCAUGGAGUUGGAUAUGGUGGUGGGGGUGGAAAUGGUGGUGGUGGAGGCUAUGGUAUUGGAGGAGAGCAUGGUGGUGGGUAUGGUGGAGGUGCGGGAGGUGGAGGUGGAGGUGCAGGAGGUGGAGAACAUGGUAUAGGAUAUGGAGGAGGUGGUGGAAGUGGUGGUGGAGGUGGAGCUGGAUAUGGUGCAGGAGGAGCUCAAGGAGGUGGAUAUGGUAUUGGAGGAGGAGGUGGCAGUGGUGCAGGAGUAGAGCAUGGUGGUGGUGAAGGAGGAGGAGCCGGAGGAGGUUAUGGUGCAGGAGGAGAGCAUGGCGCUUCUGGACAUGGAGGUGGUGCAGGAGGUGGAGCCGGAGGAGGUUAUAAUGGAGGGGGAGAGCAUGGUGCUUCGGGCUACGGAGGUGGUGAAGGAGGUGGAGCGGGAGGAGGUUAUGGUGGUGGGGGAGAGCAUGGUGCAUCUGGCUACGGAGGAGGUGAAGGAGGUGGAGCCGGAGGAGGUUAUGGUGGUGGAGGAGAGCAUGGUGCUUCUGGCUAUGGAGGUGGUGAAGGAGGUGGAGCCGGAGGAGGUUAUGGUGGUGGAGCAGAGCAUGGUGCUUCUGGUUACGGUGGUGGUGAAGGAGGUGGUUCUGGCGGAGGCUAUGGAGCUGGUGGUGCACAUGGUGGCUAUGCUCCCUAA
Molecule: messenger RNA, 903 nt
Organism: Vicia faba (fava bean)
Lineage: Eukaryota; Viridiplantae; Streptophyta; Magnoliopsida; Fabales; Fabaceae
Source: the annotation of a GenBank genome assembly